This is a messenger RNA of Cuscuta epithymum, 866 nucleotides long. Lineage: Eukaryota; Viridiplantae; Streptophyta; Magnoliopsida; Solanales; Convolvulaceae. The record is from the annotation of a GenBank genome assembly.
UGGCCAUUACCGCCACCACCCCGGUGAUCCAACUCACCAUCACUACCAAUUUUCCAAUCAAACUCACAUCCUCCAAUUUUUUUGUCUGGAGAUGCCAAGUUCAUGCCGCUCUUGUCGGCCUCAGACUUGAAGGUUAUGUUGAUGGUACCACGACCACUCCUGACCAAUUCCUAGACGAAGCUAAAUCUCAACCAAAUCCCUAUUAUACCAUCUAGUACCGCCAGGACAAGGUCAUCAUGAGUGCGUUAAUCGGAAGCUGCUCCGAAACAAUUCAACCGCUACUUUCACCAGUCACUACAGCUCACCGUGCAUGGGAAAAGUUGGCUCUCGCCUAUGCCAGUACCUCCCGUGGACGCGUAAUUUCGCUCAAAACCACCAUGACCAAGACCAUCAAGGGUAACCGUUCUAUUCUUGAAUAUUUGGUUGAAUUGAUGGCAUAUCGAUCGAAGCUUGGAGAAGUUUGGGAGAGAAAGACAUUGAGUGACGAACACGUUUGUUCAACAUGGUUUGAAGAAAUGCCCAAAGCUAAGCACACUGAGAAUUGUUGAAGAUGAUGAUGAAGAUAACAUUGUAAGAGAACACCCCCGGGAAGAAACGUGUUGAUUUGGUGAUUUUGUGUUCUGUUUUUCUUUCCAACAAAUUCCUUAUAUGCUAUAUAGCUUAGACAUGGUUUUUCUUUAAUUGUUGUUGUGCAGCUUUGGUUUCAAUCGAUUGAUCGAAACCAAAGGUGCAAGCAGAUGGCUUCCGUUUUUAUAUAUCAUACAUGUGUUGGAACUUAGAAGUUCUUGAAAAAACAUGAGUAUGUGGAUUUGGCAUUAUGCUUUAGCAUGAUUAUAAUGUCUUCAGAAUUGUGGGCUAAUUAAGCA